This is a messenger RNA of Rhipicephalus sanguineus (brown dog tick), 1259 nucleotides long. RefSeq names its product sulfotransferase 1E1. Gene Ontology annotation, biological process: sulfation. The transcript is spliced from 2 exons. The record is from RefSeq and is a predicted model, not a curated record. Gene Ontology annotation, cellular component: cytoplasm. Lineage: Eukaryota; Metazoa; Arthropoda; Arachnida; Ixodida; Ixodidae. The coding region runs from base 2 to 1102 and encodes 366 amino acids. Gene Ontology annotation, molecular function: sulfotransferase activity.
AAUGCCACAAGGUAUUAGACGUUUUCGCUCUGGACGAAGAGUUGUCACUUUUCCACCGAUGUCUUUUCAGCCAAGCCACGUCACCGGCACGAUGCACGAGAAGCACCAAAAGGAUGGGCCAAGCCCAAACAGCAGAAAACAGCCUAACCUCAUGAUGGUCAGAGGUACUCCCUUUGCGGGCUACUUCCAUCGCGAGUACAUCGAGUCGGCCAUGGACUACGCUCACCGGCAAGGUGACCUCUUCAUCGUCACCUACGUGAAGUGUGGUACUACGUGGAUGCAGCACAUCGUGUACCUCAUUCAACAUGAUGGCGUGCCUCCAGCUAACGCCGUACAGUUCUACAAGGCUUCGCCGUUCAUCGAGAUCUGCGGUGCCGACUGCAUGAAAUGGGUCAAGAGGCCCGGUGCCGUCAAGACUCACCUACCGCUGCACCAGAUGCGCUAUUCCCCCGAAGCUAAGUACAUUGUCGUCAUAAGGAACCCAUUCGACGUUCUGGUGUCGAUGCACCACUUCUGGUUCAUGAUAUCCGCCUACGGGUACGAAGGUAGCUUCGACGACUCUUUCGAGAACUUCAUGAGCAAUUACAUAGAGAGUGGAGACUACUUCGCCUUUUACAGAGACUGGUACGAACGCAGCUCUGAUCCAAACGUGCUCUUCGUUGUCUACGAGGACAUGAAGAAAGACGCCGAGGCUGCCGUACUCAAGGUCGCAAGGUUCCUCGGACCUGAGUACGAGCACCGCCUGUUGGCCAAUGACUGCAAGGUUCUCAAGGACGUGCUCAAGUACAGCAGCGUCGAAGAGAUGAAGAAGUACACCAAUGACAUGAUUCACGAUUUCUACGCGACUGAUUUCGCGUUUCAGGGAGAGGAGUACGCAGGCCUGCGUAAGUUUCACGAAGUCGUCCACAACGCACGUGGUCCGGAAGUCGGGCCUGCUGCAGCAUCCGCGGACAAGAUAUACUACGUUCGGAAAGGCGCGGUGGGAGACUGGAAGAACUACUUCUCUCCAGAACAGGUGAAGAGGCUAAAGGAGCGAUUUCAAAAGGAAACGCGGGGCUCCGGUAUCGCUAACUUAUGGCCCGAUAUGGGAUUUCAUGAAUGAGAUGAAUGAUGUAGCUGUGAGCACUGAAAAGAUGGCCAAAAGGGUUUGUCAGUGUCGUGUCUGUGGUGUCGACACAAAAGGAACAUCCCUUUUCGUAUGUCACAAAAGUGCAUUGAGCUUGGAUGAAUGUCCCACCCACGUGUGUACAUUGUUUCAC